Molecule: messenger RNA, 1805 nt
Organism: Durusdinium trenchii
Lineage: Eukaryota; Dinophyceae; Suessiales; Symbiodiniaceae
Source: the annotation of a GenBank genome assembly
AAUCUUUUGCUGCAAGUGCUAGCGCAAAAAAACAAAGCCACAGCUGGUAGCCAUGGCAAAUCAGGGCCAGGACAGGCUAACACAGGCUGUUGAUAUGGAGAAGAAGGCACGCCAGCUGGAAAGCGCAGGACAGCUGGAGGAGGCAUUGCGAGAAUACCAAAGCAGUGCACAGGUCUUUACCUUCGUUUGGAAGUGGGAGGCCAACCAGCGCAUCAAGGAAAUGGUCCGUGAAAGAUUAGAAGAUGUGGUGACCAGAGCUGAAAACCUGAAGAAAAAUAUCAGCAAUGGUGUCAAGGGGCCCACCAGCCCCUCGGGUGGUGGCUAUGCUGGUGCUGCUACUCAAGCGCCACCAGCUUCAGGGACCGCUGAAGAUGCAGAAGAUAAAGAAAAAGAAAAGCUGAAGAAAGGCUUAGAGGGCGCCAUCAUGACCAGCAAGCCCAACAUCAAGUGGGAUGACGUGGCAGGUUUGGAGGGCGCCAAGGGCGCUUUGCAGGAGACUGUGAUACUUCCAACCAGGUUUCCGCAGCUUUUCACUGGAAAGCGAGUUCCCUGGCAUGGAAUUCUUCUUUACGGACCACCUGGAACAGGGAAGUCCUACUUGGCGAAGGCUUGCGCAACAGAGGCUGAUGCCACCUUUUUCAGCAUCUCUUCUUCUGACCUCGUCUCCAAGUGGAUGGGGGAAAGUGAGAAGCUGGUUAGAAGCCUCUUCGAGAUGGCCCGCGAAGCCAAGCCCGCCAUUAUUUUUGUGGACGAGGUCGACUCCCUUUGUGGCGCCCGCGGAGAGUCUGGCGAGUCUGAUGCUGCCCGACGGAUCAAGACCGAAUUCCUGGCGCAGAUGGAUGGUGUUGGCAAAGAUAGCUCUCAGAUAUUGGUCUUGGGGGCAACAAACACUCCCUGGGACCCGAGGGAGACUCAUGUCUAGAGAGUCUAGGCACUGGUACUUGAAGCAUCUUGAAGUUCUGCGAGCGCUUAUAGAAAAACUAUCAUACCUAUUGACCAUUUUCGCAAUUAACAGUCUUUCCAAGGACUUGCUAGAUGGACUGUAGUCUCAGCACAAUGCCAGCGACGUUGACUCAAGCAAAGUAAUCAAAACAUGUUUCAACUAGUCUCAACACGGUAGAUUGGUUUCAGUCUCGGAACAUUCAAUCACCAUUAGAGAAGCAACCCAUGAAGUCUCGGCACUCUGAUUUUGUUCGUUGGAACCAACGCCGUGGCGACCUGCUCUCCAGGACCUGGACUCGGCGAUUCGCCGCCGAUUCGAGAAGCGAAUCUACAUCCCUUUGCCGGAGUUGGAAGCGAGAGUGCGGUUGCUUACCUUGCACUUGGGAGACACACCACACAGUUGUUCCGCAGAGGACAUCAGGGCCAUUGCGGCUCGAACUGAGGGCUUCAGUGGUGCAGACAUUUCAAUCCUCACGCGAGAUGCCCUUUUCGAGCCAGUGAGACGCUGUCAGCGUGCAAUGGCCUUCAAGAGAGUCCAGAAAGGAGACAAGACUUUCUGGACUCCUUGCAGCCCCGGAGACGGCGGCGCUGUCGCCAUGAAAUUGAUGGAUGUCCCGGCAAGCGAGCUCCUGUCGCCGGAUGUCAUACCCUCCGACUUUGAGGCUGCCCUGGAGAAGGUGCGCCCGAGUGUGAGCCCCGCUGACUUGAAAGAGCAUGAGGAGUUCACAGCAACUUUCGGCAUGGAGGGGCAGUGAGGAACAUGCUCUUGCAGCCGUCCUGAAUUUUAGGUUGGUGCCAUAGCUAUUAGGUUGGAGGCCAUCACUGUUAUAGGUGUUAUUUUCUUUUAGACUUCCUGGCCUGGC